Molecule: messenger RNA, 4849 nt
Organism: Erigeron canadensis
Lineage: Eukaryota; Viridiplantae; Streptophyta; Magnoliopsida; Asterales; Asteraceae
Product: ARF guanine-nucleotide exchange factor GNOM-like
Exons: 3
Coding region: 252-4535 (1427 amino acids)
Biological process (GO): regulation of ARF protein signal transduction
Molecular function (GO): guanyl-nucleotide exchange factor activity
Source: RefSeq, a predicted model, not a curated record
AAUAAAACCCAACUGAGAACGACCAAAUUUCCCUUAAAACGUUGUUGUUCUUUCAUCUUAUUGUGAUCUUUAAUUUCCCCCAAAAUCAAAAUCAAUUCCCCAAAAAUAUCUAAAAAGGAAAGAAAAAGAUCAUAAUCGGAAUUUUGUCACCUCUGCUACUUCAGCGGAGGAUGCACAAAAAGGUGGUUAUGAUCUGUGAAAAUAGUUGUCAUAUUUAUUGAUAAAGUUGUCUCAUAAAUUUUAUUAACAAGAUGGGGUGUGCAAGUCAACAGUCUGAAGUAGUUACGCUUGCCCGAGACACAAAUGAUUGUUCCUGUACGCCCCCCAGAAUGUCUUCAGCAUUUAUGGUUAAUUCAGAAAUCGGUGCGGUUUUAGCUGUAAUGAGAAGAAAUGUUCGAUGGGGAGUUCAAUACAUGGCAGAAGAAGAUCAGAUAGAACACCCUUUAAUCAAAUCUUUUAAAGAAAUAAGAAAAAAGGUCUUCUCAUGGCAGCGUGAGUGGCAUGUUGUCAGCCCCGUCAUGUAUCUGCAGCCCUUUUUAGAUGUUAUUCAAUCAGAUGAAACUAGUGCGCCAAUUACUGGUGUUGCCUUGUCAUCAAUUUACAAGUUUUUAACCCUUGAAGUUCUUGAUCUGGAUACCAUUAAUGUUGCCGAUGCAUUGCAUCUGAUAGUAGAUGCUGUGACGAGUUGUCGGUUUGAGGUGACAGAUCCUGCAUCUGAAGAGGUGGUGUUGAUGAAGAUACUUCAGGUUUUAUUGGCUUGUAUGAAGAAUAAAGCCUCGGUUAAGUUGAGUAAUCAGCAUGUAUGCAACAUAGUAAACACGUGUUUUCAGAUAGUUCAUCAAGCUAGCUCGAAAGGCGAGUUAUUGCAGAGAACAGCUCGACACACGAUGCACGAGUUGGUUAGAUGUAUUUUUAUGCAUCUGCCAAAUGUUGGCAUUACUCAACAUGAGCUUGCCAGGAGAGGCGGAUCAGUUGUUAGUGAAGAGGUUGGCUUGCCGGAUGAGGAUCACUCAUCAGCUAGUAAGCCACAGGACAAUGGAUACACAGGUUCAAAGAUUGAAUCUGUUGGCGGUUCUGUAGACCUUUCCACCGAGAUGCCUGAAGUCAAGAUGGAUCAUGAAACUAUUAGUGAGGUUGGUCAGAGCAAAAAUCAUCUUGUUACAGAUCCUUUCGGUGUUCCAUGCAUGGUUGAAAUAUUCAACUUUCUUUGCUCUCUAUUGAAUGCGGUUGAACACGUUGGAGUGGGUCCUAGAUCCAACUCUCUGGCAUACGAUGAAGACGUUCCCUUGUUUGCCCUAGGGCUGAUCAACUCAGCCAUUGAGUUAGGUGGGCCCUCUCUUAGGGACCAUCCUGAGAUAUUAGCUUUGAUACAAAAUGAUUUAUUUCAUAGCUUGAUGCAGUUUGGGCUGUCUCCGAGCCCAUUAAUUCUUUCAACCGUAUGUAGCAUCGUGUUGAAUCUCUAUCAUCUUAUGCGGGUUAAACUCAAGCUGCAACUAGAAGCCUUUUUCUCUUCAGUUCUCAUGAAGAUUGCACUUAACAAACAUGGAGCUUCAUAUCAACAGCAAGAAGUUGCCUUGGAAACUCUUGUUGAUCUUUGUAGACAGCCUACUUUUAUACAUGAGAUGUAUGCAAAUUAUGAUUGUGAUAUCUCAUGUAGCAAUCUUUUUGAAGAUCUUGCAAAUUUGUUAUCAAAAAGUGCAUUUCCGGUUAAUAGCCCACUUUCUGCUAUACACGUUCUUGCUCUUGAAGGAAUAAUCGCCAUGAUUAGUUGUAUGUCUGAAUAUGUCAGUAAUGAAGUUCCGGUCUUAGAACCUUUUGCCUCAAACAAUGAGGAUCAUGAAUCAUUUUGGAAUGUGAAGUGUGACAGCUAUGAAAAUUCUGAUUGUUGGGUACCUUAUAUUCAUAAAAUGAAGCAUGUUAAGAAGAAGCUGAUGAUUGGGGCGGAUCACUUUAACCGGGACCCUAAAAAAGGUCUACAAUUUCUUCAAGGAAUGAAUUUGUUGCCUGAAACACUCGACCCUAUAUGUGUAGCAGGUUUUUUGAGGUAUACUACAGGUUUAGAUAAGAAUCUUGUUGGGAACUAUCUCGGGAAUCAUGAUCAAUUCUGUGUUGAUGUGCUUCAAGAAUUUGCAAAAACAUUUGAUUUUCGAGAAAUGAAUCUUGACAUUGCGUUGCGGGUUUUCUUAGAGACAUUUAGAUUACCCGGAGAGUCUCAGAAGAUACAGAGAGUCGUGGAGGCAUUUGCUGAACGUUAUUAUGAACAGUCACCUCAUAUUUUGGCCAACAAAGAUGCUGCUUUGCUGUUGUCAUAUUCUUUAAUUAUGCUUAACACAGAUCAGCACAAUGCACAGGUUAAAAAGAAGAUGACCGAAGAAGAUUUUAUUCGAAACAAUCGGCUAAUAAAUGGUGGUACCGAUCUUCCUCGAGAAUAUCUAUCCGAGCUUUAUCAAUCGAUCUGUCAAAAUGAAAUCAAGAUGACCCCCGAACAAGGUGUCAUGACCCUUGAUAACUGGGUUGGGCUAAUUCACAAGUCCCGACAAACUGCUCCAUUUAUUGUUUGUGGGUUGGGAGAGCGUAUCAACAAUGAAAUGUUUGCUAUUUUGUCUGGCCCGACUGUUGCUGCUCUCUCUGUGGUGUUGGAUCUUGUAGAACAUGAAGACGUGUUGGAAACGUGUAUUAAUGGAUUCAUGGAUGUUGCCAAGAUUGCGGGUUGCUAUCAUCUUGAUGAUGUGCUUGACGGGUUGCUGGUUUCUCUCUCCAAGUUUACUACACUUUUGCUUCCAGGGUCUGAUGAAGAAUCGGUUCUUGCUUUUGGCAACGAUGUUAAAGCCCGCAAGGUAACUGUAGCGGUUUUCACCAUAGCAAAUAUGUAUGGUGAUUAUAUACGCUCGGGUUGGCGAAACAUUCUUGAUUGCAUUUUAAGCUUGCACAAGUUGGGUCUUCUUCCUGCUAGACUAGUAGCUGAUGAUUUGGAGUCCAAUUCCGAGCCAGAUUCGGGUAGAUCUCCUUUGGUCUCCCCAGCCAAACCUGCUUUAGCUCCAAUCCGAAAAUCGUCAGGCCUGAUGGGCCGGUUCAGUGAGUUUCUAUAUUCCGAUACGGAAAAACCUGCUCCACAACCAUCUGAAGAAGAGGUUGAAGCUCGUAAACGGGCAACAGAAACUGUGAAAGAUUGCCAUAUUGAUAGCGUACUUACCGAGAGUAAGUUUCUUCAGUCUGAGUCUCUUUCCAGUCUUUCCCGAGCUUUGAUUUUAGCUGCUUCUCGAUCCCGCAAGGGAAAUGAAGAUGAGGAUGGUGCAGUUUUUUGUCUGGAAUUGCUGAUUACGGUCACAUUAAAUAACAGGGAUAGAAUUAUGCUUCUAUGGCAAGGUGUUUAUGAGUACAUAGCUAAUAUUGUGCAAUCAGCCGUGAUGCCUAGUACUCUAGUUGAGAAGGCGGUUUUCGGGCUCAUAAGAAUUUGUAGACGGCUUCUUCCUUACAAAGAAGACCUAACUGACGACCUUCUUAAAUCUCUUCAACUGAUCUUAAAACUGGAUGCUCGGGUAGCCGAUGCUUAUUGUGAACAUAUUACGCAUGAAGUUAUGCGUCUUGUUAAGGCAAAUGUGGGACAGAUAAAAUCUCACAUGGGGUGGCGUACCAUCACUUCCCUCCUCUCGAUUACAGCCCGGCAUCCUGAAGCUUCUGAACCGGGAUUUGAGACUCUUGAAUUCAUCAUGCUUGAUGGAGCUCACUUGUUACCUGCAAACUUUGUGCUCUGUGUCAAUGCGGCCCGCCAAUUUGCUGAGUCUCGAGUUGGAGAUGUAGCAAGAUCAGUCAAGUCUUUGGACUUGAUGGCAGGUUCAGCGGACUGCCUUGUGAGGUGGUCACGCGAAGCUGUGGGGGAAGAACCAGAAGCAGCAAAUCAACUUUAUCAAGAUAUCGGGGAGAUGUGGGUCCGAUUGGUUCAAGGUCUAAGGAGAAUAUGUCUAGACUCGAGAGAAGAAAUCAGGAGCCAUGCGGUUUUGAUGCUACAACGGUGCUUGACGGGUUUGGAAGGUAUCCGUCUUCAAGAUGAGAUGUGGUUACAAUGUUUUGAUUUGGCAAUAUUCCCAUUAGUCAACGAUUUGCUAGAUAUUGCUGAAAAAAAAUCUGCAAAAGAGUACCGAAACAUGGAAGGUACUCUUGUUUUAUCUUUAAAGCUUCUAUCAAAAGCAUUUUUACAUUCUUUACCAAGUAUUUCUCGCUUGAUAUCGUUUAGUAACAUAUGGGUAGGCGUUUUAACUUGUAUGGAUCGUUAUACAAAGGUUAAGUUUAGAGGGAAACGGAGUGAGAAAAUAUACGAAUUAGUCCCCGAGCUUCUAAAGAACACUCUGCUUGUCAUGAAAUCUAAGGGAAUACUUUUGUCGACCGAUUCUGCUCCUGAUGGUAUUUGGCAGCAGACUUGGUUACACGUGAGAAACCUAGCACCUUUGUUGCAGUCGGAGGUAUACCCUGAUGAUGAAUCAGAGUUGGUAAAGCCACAGACUUUGGUUCCCGAGGCUAAUAUAUUGGUUCCUUGAGGUGUGUCAAACUUGUUGGGGGAUUUUGGUGAUUAAAGGUGUAAUGUGAAGGUGUUGCAGGAUUCCAAAAGAGUUAUAGUUGAGAAGGUUUUCAUAUAUGUAUACCUUAGUAGUUUGUAUAAUGGUUGGUGUCAGAUGAACCAUGAACAAGCAAGUGUUUUUUUUUUUUCUUUUCUUUUUCCUUUUUUUUUGUUUGACUUUUGAUAGCAGUUGCCCUUUAGGUCUUAUCAAAGGGAUUAUAUAGAGCCCCCCACCCCAAACACAUUGUAUUUUUAUGCCCAUUUUUUGGUAAGCAAGAGUUAUAUUUUAGUUCC